Messenger RNA from Symbiodinium sp. CCMP2456, 858 nucleotides. The record is from the annotation of a GenBank genome assembly. NCBI's taxonomy places the organism in Eukaryota, Dinophyceae, Suessiales, Symbiodiniaceae.
AUGGCUCCGAAGCAACCGAAGAACAAAGCCGCACCCAAGAAGACCGCUGCUCAGCUGGCGGCCGAAGACAAGAAGAGGAGGCAGAGCAACAUGCUUGGGCAGUUGCAGAAUGCCAAGAAGAAGAUCGUUGAGCUGGAGAAGAAAGGUGUCGACCAGGACGAUCCCACCCUGAGGGAUUUGCGAAUCAAGGAACAGUUUGCCGAAGAGUACAAGUCGCUUGGCAACGACAGCCACAAGAAAAGCGAGAUGCUAGACCUUUUCGAGCAGGACAAGACCUGCAAGAAGUGGUCCUCUUGGGUAAGCCAGACCGUGAGCAAGGAAGACACGGAGAAAAGCAAGGGCUUCGACAUCGCCAAGGAGGAAGGCCUGCCGGUCGACAACAAGGUCUUGCUGAAGAUGCUCGAGAAUUUUCCGAGUGACGACAAUUGGGACGAAACAGCCCCCAAGGUCGCCUUCCAGCUCCUAGACAAGGAGACGGAAGCCUCCUCCGGUUCCGUGGUGAAAGCAGAGCCGGGCUUCGCCGACUUCCAGAAGAAGUGCGAAGACUUCGACAAGGCCAGGAAGCUUCUGCAGGGCAAGGAGCAGCUUGUGAAAGACUUGGCUGCACAGUUGAAGUUCAAGGCUUCCAACGACAGCUCCUACCAGGACAAGAGUGAGGAGUUCAACCGCUUCGCAACAAAGCUGUCCGACAAACUUUCAGAAGCAAGGGCUUUGUCCGUGGAAGCCGGUGCCUGUCUGGGGCAGAAGACCAUAGACGACAACGUCCUCAAGCGGUGCAUCGAUCAAUUGCCGAGCUUGGAAGCUGAUGCCGUGACGGUGGCUGCCCACAGCAAAAGGAUCAAGGCGAUGCUCGAGUGA